GCCAGCUCCGGGGGGCGGGUGCCGGAGCGCAUCGCAGCCCUAUCCGUCUGCGGAGCCGACUAACUGGAAGCCGGGCGCUGCCUCGGGAGGUGGACGAUGCGGGCAGGUGCUGCGGGCUGCGCCAUGGACCAGCCGCGCCUGCUGCUGCUGCUGCUGCCGCUGCUGCUCCUGGGGGUGUCCUUCGGAGGUGCCAAGGAGGCCUGCCUCACAGGCCUGUACACCCACAGCGGGGAGUGUUGUAAAGCCUGCAACCUAGGCGAGGGCGUGGCCCAGCCCUGCGGUGCCAACCAGACCGUGUGCGAGCCCUGCCUGGACAGCGUGACAUUCUCCGACGUGGUGAGCGCCAUCGAGCCGUGUAAGCCGUGCACCGAGUGCGUGGGCCUGCAGAGCAUGUCAGCGCCCUGCGUGGAGGCGGACGACGCCGUGUGCCGCUGCGCCUACGGCUACUACCAGAACGAGACGACGGGCCUCUGCGAGGCGUGCCGCGUGUGCGAGGCGGGCUCGGGCCUCGUGUUCUCGUGCCAGGACAAGCAGAACACGGUGUGCGAGGAGUGUCCUGACGGCACGUACUCCGACGAGGCCAACCACGUGGACCCGUGCCUGCCGUGCACCGUGUGCGAGGACACCGAGCGCCAGGUGCGCGAGUGCACGCGCUGGGCCGACGCCGAGUGCGAGGAGAUCCCUGGCCGCUGGAUUACACGGUCCACGCCCCCAGAGGGCUCGGACAGCACGGCCCCCAGCACCCAGGAGCCGGAGGCGCCUCCAGAGCAAGACCUCGUGGCCAGCACAGCGGCAGACGUGGCAACUACAGUGAUGGGCAGCUCCCAGCCCGUGGUGACCCGAGGCUCCACUGACAACCUCAUCCCCGUCUACUGCUCCAUCCUGGCCGCCGUGGUCGUGGGCCUCGUGGCCUACAUUGCCUUCAAGAGGUGGAACAGCUGCAAGCAGAACAAGCAAGGAGCCAACAGCCGGACCGUGAACCAGACCCCUCCGCCCGAGGGAGAAAAACUCCACAGCGACAGCGGCAUCUCUGUGGACAGCCAGAGCCUGCAUGACCAGCAACCGCACACACAGACGGCCGCAGGCCAGGCCCUCAAAGGGGACGGAGGCCUCUACAGCAGCCUGCCACCAGCCAAGCGGGAGGAGGUGGAGAAGCUGCUCAAUGGCUCCGCGGGGGACACCUGGCGGCACCUGGCAGACGAGCUGGGCUACCAGCCCGAGCACAUAGACUCCUUCACCCAUGAGGCCUGCCCAGUCCGGGCCCUGCUGGCCAGCUGGGCCGCCCAGGACAGCGCCACGCUCGACGCCCUCCUGGCUGCCCUGCGCCGCAUCCAGCGAGCCGACAUCGUCGAGAGCCUCUGCAGCGAGUCCACUGCCACGUCCCCCGUGUGAGCGGACCCGGGGCCCCUGCCCUGCCCCCACUCCAGUGACUGACACUCCGGCCGACCCCCAUGGGCCAGCGUCAGAGCUGAGCUCCUCUGGGCAGGGCCGGGGAGUCCGGAGCCUCUAAACCACAGCCCUGUCGCUGCCCCUUGUGGCCCCAUCGCUUCCGAUCACGCUCCCUCCCCAGCACCAGAAGUGCCCCUGCUGCCUCCCCUCCCCGCCCCCUCACCACCUCUGCCUUCUGCUCCUUCUCCCCAGACUUCCCUGUGGGCCGGCGCCUCCCACCACAGCAGGUGUCCUGCCUGGAGGGCUGACCCCGGGGGUGGCGGUGGGGUGAUGAUAAGGCCCCAGAGACUCAGAGAGACUGGGGAACCGGAGCCAUGGACUCUACACUGUGAACUUGGGGAACGAGGGAGCAUCAUCGUGGCCUAACCCCUCCCUCAGCCCCACCACAUCUCCCGUCUGGCCUAAGAUGAAGAGGAUCGUAAGCUUGUCAGAGCUGGAAGCGGGAGUUGAAAUCCAGCCCCCCCUCCUUGUUUUACGUACAGGACAGCGAGGCCCAGAGAGAGGCCCAAAGCCACUCACCAGCAGGGUGGCCAAACGUGGGCUGGCCUUGUCUUCCCUGAAUGAGGGGCGCAGGCUUCAGGUUGUCUUAAGCGCUGGGAGAGGGGAGCCAGGCGACCCCCUGGGAGAGGUCUUGCAGCCAAAUCCAGUCCACCCUGCGCCGUCUCCAGGCCUGUUCGCCCCCAUGGACAUGGAGACGGGAUGCGUUACCCAAAGCCUGGCUCUUGAUCCAUCUUGACCAGAGUCCGGUUCGGAGUUUGUGGAAAGGGGCGCUGCUUCCCUCGCCCGGCUCCCCAGCUCCAGGCGUGUCCACGUGGCAUCUGUGAAGGGGCCCCGUCUGUAAGCGCUCUCCAUCCCUGCCCUGUGUUGGCACAGACCCAGAGCCGACACAGGCAGUACUGGGGCUCAGGGGCUAAGGACCACCCACCCACGACACAGAUACACACAGGAUGAGAAAUCUUUUCUCCACAAGUUCCUUCUCUUAGGCUGGGACCGGAUCCUGCCCGGGGCAGCUGCCAGACAAGCAUCACAGGGGAUUGAACGCUGCUCGCCGGCUUCCCUCGCCCCCGGGUCUGGCGGGCCGAGGACGGCUGAGGCUUGAGCUGGCGCCUGUCUUCCCAGGGCCUGCACGUGGAGGAAUGCUCCCCACAUCCUCCCCUUCCCCAAAGCCUUGGGUUUGGCUGGGCCCCGAAGGUUGUGAUGAAGAAAAGGGGACCAGUGUGGGAACUCGGCAAGAAGCGAUUGAGUCAGACUGUAGCCAGCCCCUAGACGGCUCGUCCCAGGUUUAGAGGACCCCACCAAGGACAGUUUCUCCCUAGCCUGGUGCCAGGAAGGGGCCUGCAGCUCCCUCCCAGCCUGUUCUGUUUUGCUUGAUGUUGGAAUGAGUGGCUCCCCUUGUCUAUUUAGCAUGAACGAGCCCAGGUCAGGAUGUGUGCACUGACAGCCACCCCUCCCCCCCCAGGGAUCUCCCACCCUCCGACUGGGAGCGCUGUGCGUAGAGGGCAUUGCUUUGACCUCCAUCUGCAGUGGGAGGAGGAGACUCACCUGCUGGCCCCUGACCUGUGCAGCUGGGAGCGGGACAGUCUGAGUGUAUUUAUUUCCCUCCCCAGCAGCUGGGGAGGGGGAGGGGGUGGGGGUGGCAAGUACGUUUUAGCAUGUGUUCGGUUCUGGGGCCCCUCCUGCCUCCCUCCUGGCCUCCCGGCGGGGGGCUGCGAGCUCCUGACACCUUUCCCUUGCAUCCUGUGUAAUCAUUUCUUGGGCCCUCCUGAAUCUUACACAUAAAACAUAAAUGAACAUUAAAUAGCAA
Phyllostomus hastatus (greater spear-nosed bat) is the source of this 3253-nucleotide messenger RNA. RefSeq names its product nerve growth factor receptor (gene NGFR). Bases 97 to 1392 code for a protein of 431 amino acids. Gene Ontology annotation, molecular function: nerve growth factor binding; coreceptor activity; death receptor activity. Gene Ontology annotation, biological process: Rho protein signal transduction. Lineage: Eukaryota; Metazoa; Chordata; Mammalia; Chiroptera; Phyllostomidae. The transcript is spliced from 6 exons. Gene Ontology annotation, cellular component: plasma membrane; cell surface. The record is from RefSeq and is a predicted model, not a curated record.